Molecule: messenger RNA, 3862 nt
Organism: Procambarus clarkii (red swamp crayfish)
Lineage: Eukaryota; Metazoa; Arthropoda; Malacostraca; Decapoda; Cambaridae
Product: growth arrest-specific protein 1
Biological process (GO): regulation of cell cycle
Source: RefSeq, a predicted model, not a curated record
GUGUAGACUGCAAGCCCCCUUCAGGGCAUCGGCCUCUCCCUAGCUCCUAGCUCCUCAGGGCGUCAGGGAAAAGAGAUCUGCAUUAAACAAAGUCCUUCUGUGGCUUGGCCAGCCACGUCACCGCUGAGAAAAUACAAAACAUAAAGAGAUAAACUGUUUUAUUGCUCGCUAACUGCUUGCCGGGCACUCGGCCUGUCUGGAUAAUUGAGUGUUUGAUGAGUAAGCCGUACCCGGGAGUUGAUGAGGCUGUCAACACCCUGAUGGCCAAGUAGCUGGCUUGUCUGUGAGGACUUCAUUCAUGUCUUGGAGACGUAACCCACCCACCCCCUGGUUUCUUAAAUAUUUAAUAGCGGCUACAGGUAAGAUCUGACGCCUCGGGGAUGAGUCUCGGUAUGAGUGGUGAGUAUGAGGUGUGAUUAGGGAGGAGCAGGAGCAGCGGGAGAGGCAAGGAAGGGAAGAAAUAAAGGCAUACGUGAAGAGUAUGGUGAUGAUGAUGUCGCUCUGAUGAUCCCAGCGCGCGGGGCAGGUCGCUCCUUGCCACACGCCGCCACACCCACCCACGCCUCAUUUAUUUCCACAUUAUCAAGUAAUAUCAACAUCAACCAUCUUUCCUUGGCUACAAAUCAUACCUUCCGGGUUAUACUCUUCCGAAGGUAUUUGAUUUUGUCCUCAUUUAUCUGCUAUAUAGAUUUAAAAUAAUAAAAUGCGUGUAUGGAAAUGCUACCUUUUUUGUAUAUGCCCUAAGGCAUCCUACUCAAAUGGUGGCAAUUUUGUGCCAGAUUUUUAAUUUAUCUUGUUUUAAUUAUUGGCAGUGAAUUUUUGUUACCAGUCAGUCAUACCAACAUUGCGACUAUGACCUAUCGUCUGCUUUGUUCAUCUGAUAAUGCGCUUCAUAAAAGACAAAUAGUUAAGGGGUUUAUAUAUACCAAAGGAGGUUAAUGCGAUACUUGGCAACUAAGAUGGGUACGGGGCGGAGCCUAGCCUCAAGGCAUCAGUUACUCAUUGCCUUAUUCCACUAUUGUAUUUCCCUCUUGCAUCCACCAUAAUACAUUUCCUCAUGGCCCUCUUCCACAUGCAACUCUUGGCUACAACAAACACCCUACUUGGCGACAUUCCCCAGAGUCUUGUAACGGUGUUUUGGGCUCAAGAAAGCGAGAUGUAAUUGAGUGUCAGCUCGGGGUGUGGUGAAUGAGGGUAGCUUACAAUCACGUCUUAAUCUCAGUAGUGAAGGUGUCUUGGGAGGGUGUGAGUGCGCGCGCCGGCCUCUUAGCCUCUGUGAAUGAUCCAUCAUCCUCCCCCCAACACAAUCUCCAGUGACGGUGUUUUCUCCUGAGAGGGAGAGAGAGAAAAUAGGGGAUUUCGCUGCGCCACGGAGCAGGGCGUGAGAGUGUAAAUGCAAAAAUAAUUUACCAAUGAGGCGGUUUUUAAGAAAGAAGUCUUGGUGAUGGGCUGUGGUAUAGCAGUCAGAGGGUAACACCCGUCCUCUGGCAACCACCAACAUUAACCCGUUUGUUCACGAGUGGCAUGGGUGUGGUGGGGCGGGCGGCGGCGACCCUGGUGGUGCUGGUGUGGGCUAUGGUGGCCGUGGGCGGCGUGGGCGGCCAGGACAACUACGACUGGGAUUACUACGACAACGAAACCUACGACCACCCGUCCUUCUCCUCCAACACGAGUGACGAGCUGUUGUUCUCCAACACCAGCGUCUCCAACACCAGCACCACGCCCGCCAACACCACCACCCCGGCGUCGUCCGGGGUUCUGUGCGAGGAGGCCCGGAUCCGCUGCGCCCUGCGGCGAGGCUGCGGCAUGGCCCUGCAGAACUAUAUGUUAGGCUGCGCAGACUUGAUGAGUGGCCGCAUCGCUCACUGUGAUGAGUACUGCAGGAACUCACUCAUCGCUCUCACCUCUACAGAGGAAGGACACGACCUUAUGGAUUGCUGGUGUAGUGACGAUUACUGCCGGGAGACCAAGGGUCGGGUGGAGGUGUGUAGGACGGAGGUCAUGGCGGCCAACGCUGACGCCACUGUCGUAUCCUGCAGCGUCGCCCACUGGAUCUGCUCGGCGGACACUCUCUGCUCCACCGCCAUCAGCUACUACGAUCGCUUCUGCCGAAGGAUGUUCGUUGGGAAAGGGUGCAGCCUGAGAUGUAACAACAGCAUCUCCAUCCUGCAGCGGCAGAAGGCGGCUGCCAAGCUGGAGACGUGUGUAUGCGACGGUACAGAGACCUUCGACUGUGCCGGCAUCAAGAAGAACAUGGCGCGACUCUGCUUCCACCAGUUCGAUGAAGAGGAGCUGCAGAGAGAGGAGGAGGAGACGAACCAGGUGGAUACCACUUCCGUCUCCAAGGCGAGACUGAACUCUGCGUCGGGUCCUGGAGGUGGCCAUGCCGUCGCCUGGGUCACCACGGCUCUGUACGUCCUCAUCUCCGCUGUUGUUCGGUGGAUGACAGUUGUACAUUAGGUAAUAUUAGCGUGUACAUUAGCAAGAGUUUAACCUACCCAAAGGGAGACCAGAACUUCCAGGUCCAGUUCCAGAACUGGACCUGGAAGUCCAACUCUGGUCCAGCGCCCUCCACUCGGCCGGUGGACGCCUGUAGGGACGACGUCCUCUCAGUACAACUUCUGGAGGAGGAAGGAACCUUACUCCUGCGUCCCUUCGUCAGAGAGGAGUUCUCCAGCAAUGUCAGGAGAUGGAUUAUCUCCGUCGUCUGUGUCUUGUUAUUCACGUGUGGGUGAUAUAGGGGUUUCGACUGUGAAUGUUAGUGGCGGAAUGACUGUUUCGACUGUGAUUGUUAGUGGCGGAAUGACUGUUUCGACUGUGAAUGUUAGUGGCUGCAUAACUGUUCCAACUGUGAAUGUUAAGACACGAGUGAAUGUUAUCUACGUAGUGACGACCAGAGUGCCCUUCCACAUAAGAGCUACUAUCCCAACCCCUACUUCUGUAAUGUCCUUAUAUUUCAAAGUCUGACUACUUCCAUACUUGCUGGACCAUAGCUGUGUGUCCCGUUGCUGUUCAAAGGUUGAAAUACCCGAAGCCACUGUAUCCUUUCAUAUCUUAUGCCCCCCCCCCCCAAAGACUUAACGCGGUACAGACUUCGCGGGACAGUUAACAAGGCAGUUUACCAACAUCCCUCCUAAGAAUGCUUCAGAGAAUGACACACGACGUCGCUACAACGUCGCUACGACGUUCCAGCGAGGUUUAACGCGUAUAAUAAUUGUAACAACCAAUUAAGCAACUUGUAACAACGUUCUAAUACGUUAUAAAAACGUUAUUACUAGUUACAAUAAGGGGGAAUUAUAGGGACCAUUAGGUUAUUUGUGUUUGCAGAGUGCAAACUUCCGGAUUAUAUCCAUCCGGUUCGUAGCAUGAUAAUUCCCCUGAUGAUGAACACUUAGUGAAGCUCACUCUUUAAGAUGUCCAACCACUUGGGCUGGACGGUAGAGCGACGGUCUCGCUUCAUGCAGGUCGGCGUUCAAUCCCCCGAGACCGUCCACAAGUGGUUUGGGCACCAGUCCCUUUCCCCCUCCGUCCCAUCCCAAAUCCUUAUCCUGACCCCUUCCCAGUGCUUUAUAGUCGUAAUGGCUUGGCGCUUUUCCCCCUCAUAAUCCCCCCCCCCCCCCUCACUCUUUUAAGAUGCUGUAAAAUAAUGCAACCUGCAGGACGUAUUGAAUGUUGUCUUGAGAGGCUCGCAAGACACCUUAACUACUGACUACAGUUCACUCAACGUUCUCACUGACUCACUUACAAGUCGAUUACUCACCGGUUGAGCAGGCAACCCCCCCCCCCCUUCCACACACACACACACUCACACACUCACACACACACACACACACCCACACACCCCCACACACACACACCCACA